Messenger RNA from Maniola jurtina (meadow brown), 1342 nucleotides. RefSeq lists its product as uncharacterized. The record is from RefSeq and is a predicted model, not a curated record. The coding region runs from base 58 to 1191 and encodes 377 amino acids. The transcript is spliced from 2 exons. NCBI's taxonomy places the organism in Eukaryota, Metazoa, Arthropoda, Insecta, Lepidoptera, Nymphalidae.
GCUGACCGCGCGAGCGUGCGGUCGUUGACACGUUAUCUAGAGUGGUAGGAGCCCAUAAUGGCUUCCAAGUUGCUAAAAUGUGCAUCCUGUGAAAUUUUGAUUUCGGAGGUGAUGGCGUUUAUAUGGAACAAAAUAAAUUCAAUUGAUGAAAACACACUCAUUAGGAUCUGUAGUACAGCUUUCACUUCGGAGGAAAUACGAACAGCGAAAAAACUUCUCUUCGAAGCUGUACCAAUCAAAAGGUUGAGAACAAGAAAAAAUGAGGAUAAUUCAGUAAAAGACCUGGAAGAUAUUAUUGACCUUCUCAAGCAGAUGGAUGCUACAGACCCGGAUCGACUACCUAUUUUUGUGGCAAGAGAGCUGCAUCGGUUACCGCCGGUAACGUUCGACCAUAUUGACGUUACCCGUUUGUUGAGAGAUUUGAACCUUAUUAGAGAAGACUUGCGGGAAAUCAAAAGCCAGUAUGUUACGCAGAAGCAACUCCAAGAAACCUUAGUGCUUACACGGGAAAAAUCGGUAGAUUAUGUAAAUAGAAAGCGUGGAGCAUUCGUAGGAAAUAGUUACAAUCAUUGCGAUAGUGGACCAAUGGGAUUACGACAUAUAAGCAGCGAGCCGUUAGACGCUGGCGCAGAAUACAAUAAGAGUGAGGAGUAUAACAAUAUAUCCCUAUCGCCCCGAGAAACAGGUGCACUAGACCGUGUGGAAAGGUCAGUGACCUUGCCCGUAGAAGUGCAUAGUAGUGAACGCGAUAGCGCACUCAGUCAGCCUAGCAAAAAUGAGACGGCAAUGCAACCGAUCGUGGAAGCAGUCUCGGACACAAUGCCGAUUGAGACGAUUGAAAAAUGUUCCAUCUCUAACAAGCAACCGAGCAAGAGGGAGACAGAACGUCAAGUGCGCCUGGACGCUAAACCGGUUGGGGCGGCGAGCGCCGUGAUCGGAGACGCUAGAAAAAUGUCACAGGAGGCGGACGCAAGCAGUCAACAGGGUGGACGGCAGCGCUCAAUGGCGGAUGUUGUGCGUACGAGUACGGAAUGUAACCAAACGGAAGAUGAUUUAGGUGGAGAGUGGAUCACAGUACAGAGAAAAAAGUCGUUGAAAAAUAGGUUUGUUAGUGAGGUAGGUAGUGCGUGUCAUGAUUUAAAGUUCAAAGCGGCGCCAUACCUAGGCGAUUACGCACUGCAUCCGAUCUGAAUCCUUGAAAAUACGUUACGAAGUAGUCAUACAACUAUUUGUAUGGUAUGUAGCUUACGCACUAACUCCGACUUCCGUCGUCCGAGUAGUCUCUGUCAUCCGUGAGAAUAUUUCGGAUGUGCCUCGGAUUAAAAUCGGACAUAUAAAAUAU